UUCUUAGUAUUAUUACGAUAGUAAUUUAUUUUAUACAUGUACAUAUAGAGAGUGCAACAUGGGCUAGAAUGCUUUCCUAAUUCUUCUUAUCUCCACGGAUUUUCUGGUCCAUUGUUGGCUUUCAGAAUCCGAAAAUAAGGUGACAAAACGCGGCUUUCGAACAAACUUUUCAAAUAAUGGGCUGAAUAUUCAAAUUGUGUUUAUUGAAAGGGUGUGAAGCAAAACUCAGAUCACUCUUAUUUUCUCAGUUGGUGAGCUCUUUUUGUGUACUCGCAUUAUGAAGGCUUUUGUUGGGUUCUCUGUUUUGUUCUUGACAAUGGUGACUGCUUUGGUUUGCUUUGUUUCCUAUGGCAAAGAAGACACCUCAUCGCCUCCUGGAAUGUCCUCAACUUGGCAAGAGAAUAAUGAAUUGGCAAUAACCAUAAGAAGCAGAAAGCUACAGGGCAAUGACUAUGGACCGAGCACGAGCACGAGCACAGACGAGGGCGGUGUGGGGAAGAUAAAUCUGGAGGAUUACCGACCGAUAGAUCCAGUUCCAAGCUCAAAAGCUUCAGUAAGACCUGGACCUAUUCAACAUGGAACUCCUCUUAUGCCUUAUAUUCCAAAGCAGCCUCCUCCACCAACUCGCUCGAAACCUGUUGGAUUUCCAUAAUUAGCUUAUUAUUCUUAUUAUCUCAGGAGUCAGUCAGGACCAUUCCCACGAAAUGGCUCUUCUAUAAGUUAGAACAAUAAUGUAGUACAUUAAUAACUUCGAAAAAACCCAUGUCUUUUUAAUAUUUGCCUACUUCUCUUGUAAAUUUCAAUGGAGCUUUGUGUAUUACAGCUUCGUACUUGUAAUAUGCCUCUGACUUGUCCUGAAGAACUUGCAUGAGUUAAUUAAUGACAAUAAUCUUGAGUACCAGUAGUGAUAGAGCAAAAAUCGGGUGAAGGA
Nicotiana tabacum (common tobacco) is the source of this 931-nucleotide messenger RNA. RefSeq lists its product as uncharacterized. Lineage: Eukaryota; Viridiplantae; Streptophyta; Magnoliopsida; Solanales; Solanaceae. The record is from RefSeq and is a predicted model, not a curated record.